GUUUGCCACAUCCGCAGUGGAGGAGGCGCCACCAGAUCAGUUUAAUGAUGGAAGUGCCGCCGCCCAAUUGCGCAACCGAUAGAUCCAUGUCUCAAUAUUAAGUUCAUUUAUUGCAACAUCCGUGCGGUAGCGAAUCGGAGGCCCAAAAGGCAAUCGACACCAAUCGGAUCGACUUGCGGAUUUCGAGGUCAUUGUGCAGACUGACUGAGGUGGGUGGAGAUGGGCUGUGCUGGGUGCCGGUGGUGCCUCAAAUUACGCGCAGGUGGUAUAAAACACCCAACUUGACGGCAGAGCAGCAUCAGUUCAACCAUUGCGAUCUAGAGAAUAGGAUGCACAGCUACACUUGGACGAUUCUGGCCGGUCUCUUGGCCCUAGGCAGCUCGGCAGCAGGAUUGGGUAUCCAGAGGCAGAGCAACGGCUACCAGGAGCAGGACACGGCCCGAGCAUUCUACUCCUACGGCUAUAGGGACGACAACGCCGCCAGGGCGGAGUACUCAUCCCUGGACGGCACCUCCAGGGGCUUCUACUCCUACGUGGAUGCAAAUGGCAAGCUUCAGACCGUCCGCUACGAGGCUAACGGAGCUCAGGGUUUCAAGGCGGAAGCCAGCAACCAGCCCCAGGCUCCGGUGGACGACGGAAAGGCACCACUGCCAGUGACCGACACGGAGGAAGUGCAGCAGGCCCGUCUGGCUCAUCUGAACGCUCUGCGAGAUGCGAGGGAGGAGGCUCUGGCCGCUAGUUUGCGCGAGGAGGCCGACCGCAGGCAGCAGGAUCAGAGUAGGAACAACAACCAGGACCAGCAGUCGGGCGAGCAGAACUUAACCGACGAGGAUGCGGCAAUCCUAGAGCGAGUGCGAGCCGAACUUGCAGCUAUGUUGGCUGAACGUCAGCGUUUGGGGGAUCUGUCCAGAAACAGGGAUGAUCAAGAAGAACGCCAGGAGCAAAGACAGGAGCUGAGAAAGGAGCAGAGACAGGAGCUGAGACAGGAGCAAAGACAAGACCAACGGCAGAGUCUGAGACAGGAUCAGCGACAGGAACAGAGACAAGAUCUGCGACAGGAUGAGCGACAGAAUCUGAGACAGGAGCAGCGGGAAGACCGACGACAGGAUCAGCGGGAAGACCGACGACAGGAUCUGCGGGAAGAUCGACGACAGGAUCAACUUGAAGAUCGACGACAGGAGCAGCGGGAAGAUCGCCGACAGGAACAGAGGGAAGAUCGCCAGAGGGAAGAUCUGAGGCAGAACAGCCGCCAAAAUGAGCGCCAAAGCCAGCGACUUGAUCAGUCCCGAAACCAAGAAGCCCGAGAUGAUUUGACCCUUAACCGGGAGGAUGCACGUCAGAACGAUCGUCAGCUCUCUCAAGCCUCCCUUACCUCCGAUCGCACCGAGGACGAUCUCCGCCUGCGCACCAUCUACUCCCUGGCCGAUCUCAGCUCAAGCAGCUACCUGAAACUGGGUGACCUGACCAGUGCCGAGAAGUUGCUGGAAGAUCGUCUGGACAACAGUGAUCUUCGUGUGCCCAUCAGCGCCUACUACACUCUGCUCUCGCCCAACACCAAGUACAGUGUUACCACUCCCACGGAGCUGAGAACCCUGCGUCCGGUGGCUCUCAGUCGCAGUUUGUUGGUCAACAAACGCAACUGAAGGAGACUUCCGAUUGGGAAAGAUGCACUCCAGCCGGCUAAUGAUCGCUGAAUGAAAUAAGGUCUAACUAUAAUGAUUUGUUUCCUAAGAAUAAAUGCAAGGCAGAGCACCAUUGUGCCAAAAAUGUUACUCUUUUUAUGAAAAGUUUGGGAGAAGACUAUCUUAAAG
This is a messenger RNA of Drosophila ananassae, 1811 nucleotides long. It is a transcript of the gene Cpr72Ec, whose product is annotated as trichohyalin. The transcript has a single exon. The record is from RefSeq and is a predicted model, not a curated record. Lineage: Eukaryota; Metazoa; Arthropoda; Insecta; Diptera; Drosophilidae. The coding region runs from base 330 to 1643 and encodes 437 amino acids.